AUGCCGUUGACGCUGUUGCAGGACUGGUGUAGAGGGGAGCAUCUGAACAGCCAGCGCUCCAUGCUGAUCCUGGGCAUUCCGGAGGACUGUAGUGAGGAUGACUUUCAGGAGACUGUCCACGCGGCUCUCAGGCACCUGGGAAGAUACAGGGUCAUCGGCAGGAUGUUUAGGAGGGAGGAGAACGCCCAGGCUUCUCUACUGGAAUUUGCAGAAGAUUUUGACUGUUCUUCCGUCCCCAGAGAAAUAGUAGGCAAGGGGGGGCCCUGGGAGGUGAUUGUCGAACCUCCUAAUUCAGAUGGUGAAUUUCUUACUAGAUUGAACCACCUGUUAGAGGAGGAGAGGAGAACAGUGUCAGACAUUAACAGAAUCCUUGGAUCCUAUACUAAUUCUACUCCUAGACUGGCUUUUAACCCAGAAGUUUGGAACUGGGCCCAGACCCUGGAGGUCACAGUUCAGCCUCUGCUAGAACAAAUGUUGUAUCGAGAGCUAAGAGUGUUUUCUGGGAACACUGUAGCUGUCCCAGGGAUGUCAGCCUUUGAAGCCUGGUUUGAGCAUGCCACUGACAUGUUACAGAUGUGGCAAGUGCCUGAGAUGGAAAAAAGGCGCAGGCUGAUAGAGUGCCUUCGAGGCCCUGCUCUGCAGGUGGUCAGCGUGCUUCGGGCAAAUAAUGCUGGCGUUACGGUAAAGGAGUGCCUGCAGGCUCUGCAGCAGGUGUUUGGGCCAGUAGAGAAUGGCAAAAUGGCUCAGAUAAAAUUUUGUAAAGCCUAUCAGGAGCCAGGAGAGAAAGUCUCCAACUUCGUGGUCCGUUUGGAGCCACUGCUCCAAAAAGCUAUUGAAAAAAAGGUCAUACCACGGAAGAAUGUGAAUCAGACUCGCCUGAAACGAAUUUUAGGUGGAGCCACUCUCACUGACACACUUCGAGACAAGCUUAAGCUGAUGAAACAGCGCAGGAAGCCACCAGGUUUCCUGGCACUGGUGAAGCUCCUGCGGGAAGAGGAGGAGUGGGAGGCUACCAUGGGUCCAGAGAGGGAGUUCCUGGAAGGGCUGGAAUUAUCCCCAAGAUCACCAAAUCGAGUCAGUGGGUUCGGGCCUUUUGUCCCUACCUCUGACCAGAGUGUGGAGACCUGGCCUUCCCAGGGCUCCCUGCGCCGACGCCGCCGUGGCAGGAGGGGCAGCAGAGGUGGGAAGGGAAGUGUGCUGGGAGCUGGCUCUGGAGAUGCAGGAAACCGGAACCAUCACACAUUCUGCUACAGUUGUGGAGAAGAUGGCCACAUCAGGGUACAGUGCUUCAACCCCUCCAACCUGCGCUUGGUUAAGCAGACAAAAGACAUACUGGAAAAAUGGAAAGGGGCAGUCCAGACAAAUAGCAGGAGACUUGAGGGGGGCAGAAGGGCACAGCUGCCAAGCCCAGGCCAGACCCCCUCACCCUUCACCAGCUGCCACCAACCAAGACCAAAUGGCACCCAACUCUUUGGAGGCCACACACAGGGACCCCAUGAAGUGUCAGGGACACAUGCAAGAAACGGACCCUCCUGGCCCAGAAGGCAUCAAAAACUCCACUAUAGGACUCAAUGAAGCAGAGGCCCAAGAUAGUGAGGCUGGGGGCUGUGGUCUGGGUGUCAACCCAGUGACAUGGCCACCUCCAGAUGCCCACCAUGGAAGCUCUGAUUUAAGCCUACUCACUAAAUGUGAGGUUGCAUUGGGCAUAGACAGGCCUGCCCCAGCCAGAAAGAGCCAGUGCUGCAGGACACAGAGAGAAGACGCCAGAUGGAAAGCCCAGGCUGCAGCUUGUCUUCACAAUCAUCCACACUGCUCCAGGGGAAGCCCAGGAGGGCCGAAUCCUGGAGCCCCUGUGUGAGUAAAACCUGGGUCCCUAGACCCAAAGACCCUGGGAGGCCAGAGCCACCCAGAGGCAGUUUCCUCCCCUGCAGCCUGACAAGGCUGUGUGGGAAGAUUCA
Molecule: messenger RNA, 1958 nt
Organism: Dipodomys ordii (Ord's kangaroo rat)
Lineage: Eukaryota; Metazoa; Chordata; Mammalia; Rodentia; Heteromyidae
Gene: Pnma3
Product: paraneoplastic Ma antigen 3
Exons: 2
Coding region: 1-1575 (524 amino acids)
Molecular function (GO): nucleic acid binding; zinc ion binding
Source: RefSeq, a predicted model, not a curated record